UGAAGGAUUUUAUUUCUGUAAGACUUGUCCUUCCGAUGUGGAAUAGUGCUAACGCUCGAGAAUAUAGAUAACUCUGACUAAGCCAGGCGCUAUCUCUAUCGAAGGACUCCUAAAGCCCCAGAAUGAUACAAGACAAGUAAUUGAGUCCCCUCUAAGUGAAAUUUUGAAUGCAAAAAGUCUCCAUUUUCCAAAGAAAUUAGAGCUAAAAUAAAGAAUUAAGUACCAAACCCGAUGAUAGGAGUCGAAACAAUCUUUCAUCAAGAAAUAUUAUGAAGUUAUCGCCUAAGAGCAACAGUAUCAGCCCAAUGAGGUCUUACGACUACUUGGCGAAAUCAAAGGUGAACUUACUGAGAAAGUUUUGGCCGCAGAGACCCUUCAGGGAUAAAAGCUUAGCUCAGAUUCUUAAGAGUUCCAAGCGAUACUGCAACUACUCGAGUAAUAAGUUACACAGUGUUGCUUCCUUAAGAAACAACAGCAUUACUGUGUCCAUUGAUGAGGCUGAAUUUAAGAAACCAGAGAAGCAUUCUGCCAUCAGCAGAAUUAUUUACAGAAAUAAAAGAUAUAUCACUCAAAACCAGGUUAGCACCAGGGAAGCACCCAGAGAAGAACAAGUAGAGAGCCUCAGAGCUAAUGGAAAGGGCAAAAAGAUGUUUCGUAAAUUAUUGUACGAGAUGAGUGAGUUUUUACCAAGAAUCAAGAAAACUUUUAAGAAAGAGGUGACUCUUCAUACGAGCAGGUUUGAAGCAAGGAACAAGGAACUGGCUAAGAAGGUCUAGCUAAGAUUCUCAUGAAGAGAGGGAAAAUUAUAGUCAAAGAAGCAAAGAAAGCAUCUAUAAAGCGCAAGGCAGCCAAGAUCAAGCUUAAAAUUGAUAAAAAGUUGUUAU
Molecule: messenger RNA, 884 nt
Organism: Moneuplotes crassus
Lineage: Eukaryota; Ciliophora; Spirotrichea; Euplotida; Euplotidae
Source: the annotation of a GenBank genome assembly